ACCUGAUGGCGUGCUCGGAGCGGCGUCCGUGUCAGAACGGAGCGACCUGUGUGAUGGAGGACAGCGGUGAAUACACGUGUUUAUGUCCUGACGGUUUCCACGGCAGACACUGUCAGCUGAAGGCGGGGCCGUGUCACCGGCGGAGGUCUCCCUGUAAAAAUGGCGGCCUGUGUGAGGACGCCGACGGCUUUGCGGCGGAGUUGGCGUGUCGCUGCCUGGCGGGCUUCACGGGGCUGCGCUGCGAGACCGAUGUAGACGACUGCUUGAUGAAGCCGUGCGCUAACGGCGCCACCUGCCUGGACGGCGUGAACCGCUUCUCGUGCGUCUGCCCCGCUGGCUUCACCGGCCGCUUCUGCACCGUCAACCUGGACGACUGCGCCAGCCGGCCCUGCCUCAACGCCGGCCGCUGCCUGGACCGCGCCGGAGGCUUCCUCUGCGUCUGCCGGCCCGGCUACACGGGCGCCACCUGUGAGACGGCGCUGAGGGGCAGCGAGCCUAGCUGGACCACAUUGGGGUGGGAGGGAGGAGGCGGGGCUAAGAACCAGAGGAGCACCGGCAGCUGGAACAGCAGUCGCCAUGGCGACAGGCUGUUAAAGGUGACGGUGAGCGAGCGCAGCGGCGGCGGGCUGUCCGAGGUCCAGCUCAUCGUCCUGCUGGUGCUGGCGGGCGUGACACUCGGCGUGGUGGCGCUGACCGCCGCCCUCGUGUUGCAGGGUCACUGCAGGGACUGUGGCCACGCCCCCUGCUGGACGUUCACAUCGUCACCGUCACAGCAGCCGGGACAGACGGGCGGGCGGCGAGCGCGGCGGGACGAGCCCGAGUGUCAGAUCAGCUUCCUAAACGCAGCAGAACCAGAGAAGAAGAAACUGAACACAGAGGUCGAUUAGACGGGGCGGGGCUUCUCCCAGAGUGCACUGCUGCUCACCUGUGACAUCAUCCACAUGUCACUGAACAAUCAGAGAGGCCUACAUUACCCACAGUACACCUCUGCUCACUCCUCUCUGACUCCACCCCUCCUGAUGCUGACUCAAGUGACAUCACUCGAGGACAUUUAUCAGACGUCACACAGGAGACGCUGAAGACUCUGUACGUCCCAAAUACCUGGAGACCCCAGAAGACUCCUGGAGACUCCUGGAGACUCCUGGAGAAACCUCAAGACUACUGGAAACUCCUGGAGACUUCUGAAGAGUCCUGGAGACUCCUGGAGAGUCCUUGACACAGACUGAUGUGUGUCGGUUGUUUUGGAUGAACUCAGAAUUAGG
Messenger RNA from Plectropomus leopardus (leopard coralgrouper), 1262 nucleotides. NCBI's taxonomy places the organism in Eukaryota, Metazoa, Chordata, Actinopteri, Perciformes, Serranidae. The record is from RefSeq and is a predicted model, not a curated record.